Molecule: messenger RNA, 3194 nt
Organism: Prosopis cineraria
Lineage: Eukaryota; Viridiplantae; Streptophyta; Magnoliopsida; Fabales; Fabaceae
Product: C2 domain-containing protein At1g53590-like
Exons: 12
Coding region: 477-2720 (747 amino acids)
Molecular function (GO): lipid binding
Source: RefSeq, a predicted model, not a curated record
UUUAUGUAAGCGGUUCGGCACAGCGUCGAUCGUCAGUUACCUCGCCGCCUUUUCCUGCAUCACGCGGUUUUGUCCAAUCGGAGUCGUCCACUCUUAAUUUUUACCCAAGCAUGUUGCGAUUAAAUGAGUUGAUCUUUGAGGUCUCUAUCGAUUUCCUUUUACUGCCGUCCUCUUGUCGAGAUGGAGAAUGUGUCAGUUCGAUUGUUUGCUCUGGUGGUUUUUCAUUUUGACUUUGAGGGCCUGAUUGGAAUUUCGCUCCAUUUGUUAUCAAACUCCUGUUCUCACGUUGUCCCUCAUGCUUUUUGCUCAUCGACGUCGUAUUAGGGGAUCAGAUUUGAGGUAUCUUUCGGGUACGCUUUCAGUUGAUAUCGCAUUGAAAAGCAGGCCUGAAUCAGCCGGUGCGUUAAGAGCUUCAAUCAUUCUACAACAAUCAGUACUUUGGGUUUGGAGGAAGAGAGAAGAAGGAAGAGGAAGUUAUGGAUAUAACGGAAAUUUCAAUCUUGCAUCAUGCGUGCAUUGUGCUUCUGGUGCUUUGGUUGCUAUCUGCCUUCAACUGGUGCCACCCCGUUGCUUAUUUUGCAGCACUGAUUUAUCUCUACCUGGUUCAUGAACGUUAUGUCACGAGACUGCGGAGGAAGUUACAAUUUGAGGAGAGGAAACAAGCUAAUCAAAGAAGGGUGCUUUCUGAUUCUGAAUCAGUGAGGUGGUUGAACCAUGCAGUUGAAAACAUAUGGCCCAUAUGUAUGGAACAAAUUGCCUCUCAGAAGAUUUUGCUCCCAAUCAUACCUUGGUUCUUGGAGAAGUACAAACCUUGGACUGCUAAAAAAGCCAUGGUUCAGCACCUGUACCUGGGGAGAAACCCCCCUUUAUUCACUGAAAUGAGGGUGCUUCGUCAAAAUAGUGAUGACCACUUGGUUCUGGAAUUAGGAAUGAAUUUUCUCACGGCCGAUGAUAUGAGUGCAAUAAUAGCUGUGAAACUAAGGAAACGAUUAGGCUUUGGGAUGUCGGCAAAGCUGCACAUAACGGGUAUGCAUGUUGAAGGGAAGGUUUUGAUUGGGAUAAAAUUUCGCCAAACAUGGCCCCUCCUUAGUCGUUUGCGUGUAUGCUUUGUUGAACCCCCAUACUUUCAGAUGACUGUCAAGCCUAUAUUUACUCAUGGGCUUGAUGUGACAGAAGUUCCUGGGAUUGCUGGAUGGCUAGAUAAGCUUUUGUCUAUCGCAUUUGAACAGACUCUUGUUGAGCCUAAUAUGCUGGUAGUUGAUGUUGAGAAAUUUGCUUCGCCCCAGCCAGAGGCAUGGUUCUCCGUCAAUGAGAAGGAGCCUGUUGCCUAUGUCCUUGUAGAAGUUGUUGAAGGAUCUGACAUGAAGCCAUCAGAUCUAAAUGGGUUAGCGGAUCCAUAUGUAAAAGGUCAUUUAGGUGGCUACAGAUUCAGGACAAAGAUACAGAGGAAAACACUUAGUCCAAAAUGGCAUGAAGAAUUUAAAAUUCCCAUUGUAACAUGGGAGUACACUAAUAUAUUGGCUAUAGAAGUUUGUGACAAGGACCACUUUUAUGAUGAUAACCUCGGAAACUGUUCUGUCAACCUCAGUGAUUUGAGGGAUGGCCAGAGACAUGAUAUGUGGUUAACUCUUCAAAGUAUUAAAACUGGGAGGUUGCACCUGGCUAUAACUGUUCUUGAAGACAAUGCAAAGGAGGUUGAUAAAACAUGUAACCAGGAAGAAAUGGAUGCUGAACAAAAAAGGAAUUCCUUUGCAAAUGAGAAUUGUAAUAGAAGUUCAUUCUCAUCAGUUUCUUCAGAAAAAUCCCAGAAAGUUGCAGAUAACUUUGAGCCUAUAGAUGUUGAAGGACAAAAGGACACUGGAGUUUGGGUUCAUCAACCAGGUAGUGAAGUGUCCCAAACAUGGGAACCUAGAAAAGGGAAGAGUCGUCGCCUUGAUACUGAAAUUCACAGGGAGCCUAAUGAAUUAAAUGGGAGUUUUAAUUCAGCAGCAUAUGGAUCCUCGAACAAUGGCUGCAGCAGUCCUGAUGAUGACUCAGAGGAUAAGGACAGAAUAAAAUCAAUUAAGAGGGGACUGCACAAGAUUGGGUCCGUAUUUCGAAGGGGCCAGAAGCAUGAGCCUCCGACACCAACAUCAGCACAGAGCAUUGGAGAGGCUGUUCCAUAUCCACAUGCAAAUAUUAAGGCUGAGAAUGCCAAGGAGAUUGGUGUGAACUUUGUUAUGGAGGAUAACAUUUCUGGGUUUGCCUCUGGUAAGGUUCAGAUAGAAGGAACAUCCACUGAAAGCAAUGGUCCAGAGAGCCCAAGCAAGGGAAAUGCCAAAGAAAAGGCAAGAAACAUGCUGAAGCAUGCAGCUGGGAAAUCAGCUCGUGGCCUAAAGCAUGUGCUUUCCUAUAAAACAAGAAAACCAGGGGUUCAAGAAACAAGAAUCUCUGAAGAAUCUGACUCUUCUGAUGAUAAUUCCCUUUCUGUUCAAUCACCCAGAGAUGGAAGAAUUCCCGUUGCUUCCAAGGUCAUAGUUUCUUUCAGCAAUGACCCCUUCAAUUCCAGUGACAAUGUGGUUCAGACACGUUCGCCUGACACUAUUUUGGGCAAUGAAGUUCUGACAGAGAACCCGGGCGUUGAAGAAGAGCCUGCAAAGCAUGGCGGCUUUGACAAAUCUUCAAACGUUUCUGUUGAAACAAUGCAUGACAGAGUGAGUGGUGAGACGGAACAGAUAUGAAAUCAGUUUGUCUUAGCCAUUGUGUGUGUCUUGCCCCGCAGCUUUGUUGAUUCUCCCGUUUGUACAGCCAUCACUGGAGAAACUAGGUUCUGGUUGUAAUUAGCCCUUCAUAACAGGAAUUUUGAGUGGGUUUGGGUUUUGCAAUUGUUACGUGUCAAUAGUUAUACGAGUUGUUUCUAUUCCGUUAGUCAGUUAGUAACUAAGAUGGGAUUAAUUGCUGGUUAACAGGAUGAAAAUAACAGGGGUUUGAAAUGUAAAUACCCCGCUUGUCCUGAUCGAACCGUCUAAUAAAGUAUACACGUGUUUCUCAAAUAUCUCUGUACCAGCAACAGUGAAUUAGGUUUUUGUCAAAAUACCUGCUAGCUGUUGCUUAGGUUGCUAUAGAAAGUUGCCUCGAAAUGAUCCUAUAGUUUGUUUCAAAUCUUAUGUACCUGUUUGGAAUGUUGUUAUAAAUAUAUCGGAAUGGCAAUAUAA